UCAUCAUAUAUUAGUUCUGAAGAUGAAUUGAUUCGUGACAUCUUACGAAAUUUUCGUUGUCCAAUCCUUGAUGAUGGGAAUUGUCGACAUAACAAUAGACCCGAAGAUUGCAAUAAUGGUGAAGAAUCAAAUAAACGGUUACCAACAUUUGUUUGUGUAUACAAUUUAAUGAAAAAAUGCAACAAUGUUGUUUUUGGUGAUGAACCCCGUUGUAUUGAAGGAUUUCAUAUCAAAGCUUCAUAUCUAUCAAAUUUAGAUAAAUUUGAACAUGAUAAUCAACGAUCAAUCACUGGAUUUUUUUAUCGUUACUGUGUCCAGGAAUGUGCUGUCUGCAAAGAAAAAAUUUGUGAUAAACGUUUCCACAAACAAAGACGUUGGGCACUAUUGGAGAAUUGUUCCCAUUUUACCUGUUUACCUUGUAUGGGGAAGUAUCGUAAAAUAUCGCAUAAUUGCUCGAUGUGUCGUGUACACUCGGAUCGUUAUAUUUGGUCAAAUUGGCAUCAAAUUCAUGAUGAAAAUCGUAAAAAAUAUCUAUUUAAAAAGGGUGAUCGUCAAAUCAUAGAAGAUCGGCCUAUGUGUGUUCGUGGUCACGAGCCUAUUGAUGGGAUAAUGUCAUAGUUUAUCGAGUUGAAUCAAAUGGCAAUAUUGUUUAUCUUGACCCACCACCUUUUUCGUUGAUGAAUGACCGUAAAUAUUGGGGUUUAAUAGUGACCAAUCGCUGCAGCUCGUGCAUUGAAAUCAGUCUUCCAUUUGGAUUCAACUUUUUCCUGAUCGAUUAUUAUUUUUUUUUUUUUUUGUUAAUAUUUUUAAUUUUUUAUGAUUGUUUAUUUUUUCUUUUUUGAUGUUUAUCGAUGUUUGUCGCAUCCUUUGAUGCUCGAUCAUUUCGGCUUCGAUCUGUGGGAUUAUUAUGAUUUUAUUAAAACCAUAACAAUUCCCUUA
Dermatophagoides farinae (American house dust mite) is the source of this 939-nucleotide messenger RNA. The record is from RefSeq and is a predicted model, not a curated record. Lineage: Eukaryota; Metazoa; Arthropoda; Arachnida; Sarcoptiformes; Pyroglyphidae.